Phoenix dactylifera (date palm) is the source of this 1446-nucleotide messenger RNA. RefSeq lists its product as uncharacterized. NCBI's taxonomy places the organism in Eukaryota, Viridiplantae, Streptophyta, Magnoliopsida, Arecales, Arecaceae. The record is from RefSeq and is a predicted model, not a curated record.
AACGAUACGAUGGGAUUCCGAAAAAUUGAGAAUAUUCGGGAAUCUACGAAUCUGAUUACCGUAGCGGCGUGUAACAAUAAGAUUGUUAAGAGAAUAAACGAAAUCAAAACACGCGACAAUCUCGCGAGUAGAUAGAUCUACGCAACGGCCGUGCGUAUACCCGACGCGGACUGAUAGAGUCUCCUCCUUUGUAUAUACCUCUGAACCAAUUCCCAUCCCAACUCGGUCUCUAUCUCUUCGCUCCGAGUCUUGUUCUACUUCCUCUCCUCCUCCCUCUCCAUCGCUGUUUCGGUUUCCUCUCUUCAUCCAAGCCUUGGGUAUUUUCUUGUGAAUGGUGAGCGAUUACCUGACAUCCCCCUCGCCCUUCUCGUCGUCGUCAUCGUCGUCGAAGAAGAGGGCGACCAGCGCACGCGUUCAUCUGUCCUCCUCGGCUUCCUCUUUCUCGUUCGGCUCCUGCAUGCAGGGCUGGCACUAUCGCUGCCUGGGCCUCGAUCCCUCCAUCCACCCCUUCCCCACCACCGAUUGAUCGCGCUCAUCCAUCUUUUCUCCCAACAAGCAAAAUCAGAUCCGAUUCCUUUUAUUUUUUUUGAUUGAUUGAUUGCCGCCGCCGGCGACAAUGGGUCACGUCGCUCCGUCCUUCCAGAUCAAGCUCGGGAAGAACCAGCAGCGAGGAGGAGGCGAUCGGGGUGGUGCCAACACCCGAUUCCUCAUCACCGUCAACGUUCUGGGCAGCGCCGGCCCUCUCCGUUUCCUCGUGAACGAUGGGGAGCUGGUCACCAACGUCAUCCACACCGCCCUCAAGUCCUACGCUCGGGAGGGCCGCCUCCCCGUCCUCGGCUCCGAUUUCAACAACUUCCUUCUCUACUGUGCCAAUUCUGGAUCUGAUGCUUUGAACCCCUUGGAGGCGAUCGACUUUCGUGGCACGAGGAACUUUGUGCUGUGCAAGAAGCAGGGGGUGGUGGAUGAGCCUGCUUCCGAGGUGCUUGGCAGGAAAGGGAGCGGGAGCUGGAAGACCUGGCUUAACAAGUCCCUCGGCUUUGGGAUCUCUUCUUCUCACUGAAAGAUGAAGGCUUUUCUGUCAUCCUUGCUGCCUCACUUUCUCCUAUUGGAGGUUAGUUUGAAAUAAUGCUCUGCUAGAUGGAGGCAUGAGAGCAGAAGCGGCAGGAGUGACGCUUUCUAUCUAAUUUUCGCUAGAUUUUCUUGGGUCUGCGAUGUUAUUUUAUUUGUUUACAUUGAGUCGGUUGGGUCUUUUUGUUUGAGAUGAUAAUAAGUUUCGAUUGUGAUUUGGAAGCUCGAGUCUCUAGUUCUUUGUUUUCUUCAUUUGUCUUGAAGAUGAAAAAGGCUGUUUUCUACUGUUACUGUUUUGAAGAUGUUAUUUUUUGGCAGUUGUUUCGGGCUUUACUCUUUGGUCAGCUUUGCUUUGAGAUAUCAUUGCUUGUUAUUUCA